Molecule: messenger RNA, 897 nt
Organism: Closterium sp. Naga37s-1
Lineage: Eukaryota; Viridiplantae; Streptophyta; Zygnematophyceae; Desmidiales; Closteriaceae
Source: the annotation of a GenBank genome assembly
AUGGACAAUGCGUCAUCCAGGCGUCUGCGAAGCGUCCUAAUUCCUCACGCAACGCCGUCAGCCCUGCCGCGUCGGAGGCCAAUCACAAUUGCUCAAGCCACCACUGCUCUGCACCGUGCCGAACCUGUCUCCACACCUGAGGUGGAGGCGCUACUGGACAGCAUCAAGUGGGACGAGAAGGGGCUGGUGGUGGCCAUCGCCCAACAUGCUGACACUGGCGCCAUCCUCAUGCAGGGAUUUGCGAAUCGCGAUGCGGUGUCAGCCACGCUGGCGACGGACCGAGCCACCUUCUUCAGCCGCUCGCGGCAGUGCCUGUGGACCAAGGGCGGGACCUCAGGGCACUUUAUCAAUGUGCUUGACAUGUUCAUUGACUGCGACAGGGACACAAUCAUCUACCUUGGUAUACCUGAUGGCCCCACUUGCCAUACGGGCACUGAUACAUGCUUCUUCACUAAACUGGACCUGUCCGGUAAUCCAGUAGCUAAGAACAAGUCUUCUUCUAGUGAGGAUGUUGCUUGUGCCCAGAGCACGCUCUUCCAACUGGAGGAAGUCAUUGCGUCCCGUAGACGGCAGAUGGAGCAGGAACAGCAGCAGCAGGAGCAGCAGAGUCCAGGAGAAGCACGAGCGAAACCAUCGUGGACUGCACGUUUGCUUUCAAACCACUCACUGCUGUGCUCCAAGAUCAGGGAGGAGGCUGGUGAGUUGUGCCAGACCUUGGAAGGGAAUGAGGCAGGAGAAAGAGCAGCAUCUGAGAUGGCAGACGUUCUUUACCAUUCCAUGGUUCUGCUAGCCAUUAAGGGUGUGAAGAUGGAAGAUGUUGCCUCUCAGCUACGCAGCAGGUUUUCCAUGUCCGGAAUUGACGAGAAAGAAAGUAGGAAAAUAAAGAAGGAACAUUGA